Molecule: messenger RNA, 570 nt
Organism: Endocarpon pusillum Z07020
Lineage: Eukaryota; Fungi; Ascomycota; Eurotiomycetes; Verrucariales; Verrucariaceae
Product: Golgi apparatus membrane protein tvp23
Exons: 4
Coding region: 1-570 (189 amino acids)
Biological process (GO): vesicle-mediated transport; protein secretion
Cellular component (GO): Golgi membrane
Source: RefSeq, a predicted model, not a curated record
AUGGAUAACUCCAACUCUGGUGAACUGAACUGGCGGCUCAGUGCCCAUCCCAUCACUCUACUCUGCUACCUAGGCUUCCGAAUAGGAAGCCUGCUGAUGUACCUCUUCGGCGUCCUCUUCAUCAAGAACUUCGUCCUCGUAUUCAUCCUAACCCUCCUCCUCCUCUCCGUCGACUUCUACUACCUCAAAAACAUCGCCGGCCGCCGCCUCGUCGGCCUUCGUUGGUGGAACGAAGUCAACACCUCGACCGGCGACUCACACUGGGUAUUUGAAUCCGCCGAGCCCGGGUCGCGCGUGGUCAAUGCCACGGAUCGAAGAUUCUUCUGGUUGAGCAUGUACGUUGCGCCGGCGCUGUGGGUGGGACUGGCCGUGUUGGCGCUAGUGAGGCUGUUGAAUGCCAUCUGGUUGGUUAUCGUGGCUAUCGCCUUGAUCCUGACAAUUACCAACACGGUGGCAUUUUCGAGAUGUGACAAGUUCAGCCAGGCGUCGAAUAUCGCGAAUAGCGCGUUUAUGGGGACGGGAUUCGCAAGGAACUUGGCCGGGAAUAUGGUCAGUAGGUUAUUCAGAUGA